AAACAUUCGAGUUUUUGCAACAUUUUCAGAAACAGGAGAAGAAGAAGACGAAGAAGAGUAAGAAAACAGUUUCAGAAUUUCCAUGGCGGCAGCGACGACGUUGUUAGAAACCUUAGGCGAUCUGGACAGAGAUUCCUUCGUGCCCCUUCUCUCGAAGCUGAUCGGCGAAUCCAAACACCUCCAGAACAACCCGCCGGAGCUUAUCCCGGAAGAGGACAGGGCGGUGAAGCAUGUCAUGGACGUCCUCCUCCCCUUCAGCACCACCACCGGCGGCGGCCCCUUGAUCCUCAACCACGUCACCUACUUCCCCGGCAGAGGCAACCUCAUCGUCGAGUACCCUGGUACCCACCCUAGCAAGGUCCUCUCCUUCAUCGGUUGCCACAUGGAUGUCGUCACCGCCAAUCCCAACGACUGGGAUUUUGAUCCGUUUACGUUGAGUGUUGAUGGGGAUAAACUCAGGGGUCGUGGAACUACUGAUUGUUUGGGACAUGUGGCUCUUGUCACUGAACUCAUGAGGAAGCUUGGGGAAACAAAGCCGAAUUUGAAAUCAACUGUUGUUGCUGUUUUUAUUGCCAAUGAAGAGAAUUCUGCUAUAACUGGUGUUGGUGUGGAUGCACUUGUCAAAGAUGGUCUCCUCAACAAGCUCAAGAAUGGCCCUCUGUUUUGGAUCGACACGGCAGAUAAACAACCUUGUGUAGGCACUGGUGGUAUGAUACCUUGGAAACUUCAUGUCACGGGGAAGCUCUUUCACAGUGGAUUAGCUCAUAAGGCUAUAAAUCCACUGGAACUAGCCAUGGAUGCUAUGAAGGAAAUCCAGUUGCGAUUUUAUAGAGACUUCCCACCUCAUCCUCAGGAACAGGUUUAUGGGUUUGCAACCCCUUCAACCAUGAAACCAACCCAAUGGAGUUAUCCUGGAGGUGGAAUCAACCAAAUUCCAGGGGAAUGCACUAUUUCAGGAGAUGUCAGGUUGACUCCAUUCUACAAUGUCAAGGAUGUUAUGAAGAAGUUGCAAGAGUAUGUGGGUGAUAUUAAUGAAAAUAUAAGUAAGCUAGAAGCACGAGGUCCAGUUUCAAAAUAUGUCCUAUCUGAUGAAAACUUAAGGGGAAGCCUUACUAUAACUUUCGACGAGGCAAUGUCUGGAGUUGCUUGUGAUCUUAACUCUAGAGGUUUCCAUGUUUUAUGCAAAGCAACUGAGGAAGUAGUUGGGCAUGUAAAGCCUUACUCAAUGACUGGUAGUUUACCUCUCAUUCGAGAACUUCAGGAUGAAGGAUUUGAUGUUCAAACUUCUGGCUACGGUCUAAUGGCAACUUACCAUGCCCAGAAUGAGUACUGUCUUUUUAACGACAUGUCCCAAGGAUAUCGGGUGUUCACGAGUGUCAUCUCUCAAUUGGAAGACUAGGAAGGACUAAGUUUGUAUUUGGACAUCAGUCAAAUGCAACGUGAAUGAACUUUCAAAAGAAGAGUUCCAUUUACUUUUCGUUUGGAAGCACAUACUAUGCCCGUUUGUACUGAUACCCCUAAUAUCCAAAUACUGGCGCUCUGCAAGCUGAAACGAUUGUUGAGUUCAAUUUAAUUAACUGCUAAAUUGUGUAAAGGAUCAGCUUGGUGUUAGGUUUUCCCUCAACAUGAUGGACGAACUAUAGUUUACUGUUAGCCAUGAGUUUCUCUUUUAAACAGUACCAUUAUUUUAUUCAAUCAAAGUUAAUGUCCCUUCUUUAUUUUC
Messenger RNA from Lotus japonicus, 1723 nucleotides. Its product is annotated as acetylornithine deacetylase. The transcript is spliced from 10 exons. Gene Ontology annotation, molecular function: hydrolase activity. Bases 83 to 1399 code for a protein of 438 amino acids. NCBI's taxonomy places the organism in Eukaryota, Viridiplantae, Streptophyta, Magnoliopsida, Fabales, Fabaceae. The record is from RefSeq and is a predicted model, not a curated record.